GGGGAAUCUCCGCCGCCGGGCAGGAUGUCCUGCUGCUGGUGCUGCUGAGCAGGGCGAGGAGGGGAAUCGUGCAAGAUGUCGCUGCUGCUGCGCCUUGGCUGGAGGUGAGCGCGCCGCGGAGGAGCGAGUCCUCUGUGCGCCCCGGCGAUGUUCCCCGCCGCCCGCGAGGCCGCGCCGCCGGCCGGACCCCCCCAGAGCCCGGAGACGCCGACGACGCCUCCGACGACGCCGGGGGUCUGCUGCCCUGCCUUGGCCGAGCUGAGCGACGCCGAGCUGGGCGUGUGCAGCAAGGAGGAGCUGGUGCGCCGCUUGCGCCACGAGGAGGCCGAGAAGCUGGCGGCGCUGGUGCAGCGCGGCCGGCUCAUCCAGGGCGUCAACCGGCAGCUGCAGGAGCACCUCCGCGAGAUCCGCGAGCUGAAGGCCGUCAACGGGCGCCUGCAGACCGAGAACCGCGAGCUGCGCGACCUGUGCUGCUUCCUCGACGAGGACCGCCUGAAGGCCAAGCGCCUGGCGCGCCACUGGCAGCUCUUCGGGCACCACGCGGCGCAGGUGCUGCGCGACGAGGUGGCCGCCUGCCUGCGCAAGCUGGCCGGCCUCGAGGGCCUCCAGGAGCGCCUGGCCAAGGACAACCUGGAGCUCAAGGAGCUCUGCCUGGCCCUGGAGGAGGAGUGCGCCUCCGCCCGGCCCGACGCCAGCCCCAGCCCCGGCGGAGGCUCCUCCGAGCUCAACCUGCCCUGCGGGCCCCGCGACUUGGGCGACGGCAGCUCCAGCACCGGCAGCGUCGGCAGCCCCGACCAGCUGCACCCUGCCUGCACCCCCGACGACUGAACCCGCUGCCCGGCCCGUCGACUCGGGUCAGCCAGGACAGGGCGCCCGGCCUUCCUCGCCUUCUCUUCCCAUCCCCAGCCCCU
This is a messenger RNA of Podarcis raffonei (Aeolian wall lizard), 911 nucleotides long. It is a transcript of the gene CCDC85B, whose product is annotated as coiled-coil domain containing 85B. Gene Ontology annotation, cellular component: nucleus. Bases 148 to 828 code for a protein of 226 amino acids. NCBI's taxonomy places the organism in Eukaryota, Metazoa, Chordata, Lepidosauria, Squamata, Lacertidae. The transcript has a single exon. Gene Ontology annotation, biological process: negative regulation of DNA-templated transcription. The record is from RefSeq and is a predicted model, not a curated record.